AUGGUUCUACGGCACGGUUUUCUUGUUUGCUCAAGGCUCCAGGUUUCGAUUAACCCAAGAGUUCCUGGCCAUGAUGACUUCUGUCGUUAUAAACAAAGUCAGGGUAAUGUUUUCCAACAGGCAACUCUGAUCAAAUGCUUCCAAGAUGUAUUCAACAUCCAAGUCUAUGGGGAUGUGUUGGUUGGAAGCAAAUUCCCGAAAGCACUCAAUUUAAGAAGGCCUCGUUUUGCUGUUGUUGCACAUGCAAAAGAGUUCAAUGAAAACAUAAAUACUAAAUAA
Messenger RNA from Prunus armeniaca (apricot), 279 nucleotides. The record is from the annotation of a GenBank genome assembly. Lineage: Eukaryota; Viridiplantae; Streptophyta; Magnoliopsida; Rosales; Rosaceae.